GUUCACAUCCGCAAUAUUAAUCCAGCCGAAAAGUGCUCAACAAUUAUUUCCGUGUUGGGACGAGCCGACAUUAAGGGCCACCUUCAAUAUUUCCAUACAACAUCAUAAAGAACUUAACGUUUUAUCGAAUAUGCCGAUACAAGAAUACAAAUCUGUGGACGAUUUCACGAUGUAUACAGUGUUCCAGACGACACCCCCAAUAUCUAUAUAUAACGUAGCAAUUAUAAUGUCCGGUCUGGACCAAGUUCUUAAUUCGACUGAGACUGUGGUCAAUACAUGGUGUAGACCGCACUUGAAAUCUCACAUGACAUUCGCUCAAUAUGUCGCUGGAAAUGUAACUGAGUAUUUAGGAAACAAUUUCAAGAUCUUGAAAGAAAUUCCAAAAGUGGAUUAUGUUGCUAUUCCAAGUUUAAACAAAAGAAUCGAAAAGACUUGGGGACUUAUUUUUUACAAUGAAGCAGAUAUUAUCUACAAUGAAGAGUUACAUCCUGCUUCGUAUAAAAUUACAGUAAUGCGCUCAGUAACUCGUGAUAUAAUAUAUCAAUGGUUUGGUAAUCUCUUCACUCCAUUUUGUCUCUCAUCUUAUCGGUUAUUAAAUAAAGGACUUAUUACAUUCCUUGAGACACAUAUUAUCAAAAAGGUCUAUCCAGAUUUUGAAAACAUCACAAAUUUGUUGGUAGUUGAAACUCAACAUGAAGCUCUUCAUCUAAACUCUUAUUCCGCUAUGAACUCUUUUGCAACAAACACAAGCAGUAUAUCUGAAAUUUGUUCACAUUUUCCAUUUUCUCGUAUCAUAGGACCCGCUAUAUGGCGCAUGUUGAAUGGUACACUUCCCCGUAAUUCCUUGUUAAUGGGUUUAGACACAUACUUUAAUACUCGAUUUCCUAACUUUAAUUCGCCAACUCCCGAUGAUCUAUGGAGUUUUAUAAAGACUGGUAUAGAUGGUAAAUUAAAAAAUAAACUGUAUAAUCUAAGCAUAAAACAGAUAAUGGAUAUUUGGAUUACACAAACGUAUUGCCCUGUGGUAAACGUGAAACGAGAUUAUUCUAAUAAUCUUGUAAAAAUAUCGAAAGAGAUUAAUGACAAAUUAGAUCGGAAACCAUAUUUUAUACCUGUGAGCUAUGUUAAGGAAACGAACAUCAAUUUUGUCAAUAUCUCGCUACAAAGUUUCAAUUGUUUAACGCAGUCGAAUCCAGAGAUGAAAAUCAACUACGAUAGUAAAGAUAAAUGGUUCAUUGCCAACAUAUUACAAACUGGAUACUAUCGCGUCAAUUAUGACACCGAAAAUUGGCGAAUGAUCGCGCGUUAUUUAAAAUCCAAAAAAUACGAGAAUAUACAUGUUAUCAAUCGAGCGCAAAUCAUCGAUGAUGCGUUCCAUCUUGCGAUGGAAAAGAAACUUGAUUUCUCCAUAUUUUGGGAACUCGCGAGCUACUUAAAGCAAGAGAAGGAUUAUGUAGCAUGGUAUCCUAUGAUUAAAGUUUUUGAACGUAUAUCCAGUGUCUUUGCAAUUACAACAACUCAUGAUGAACAUCUCAAGGAAAUAAAAAUAAAAAUAGGAAGCUUAUUUGAAAAGGCAGAGAACGAUAUGUACAAUCAAACAGAAGCUAACAUAACCAACAAUGUUCUUAAUAAAUAUUUAAAGCAAGAACUCACAAAAUGGGGAUGUCUUAUCAAUAAUCCCUUGUGUAUGCAGAUGGCCAAAGAACAAUUUGAAUGGCAUCUAUCAGAUCCUGAAACUAGGAAACUUUUACCUGGGUGGAAGAAAUUGAUAUCUUGUAAUGGUUUAAAGACUGCUAACUAUAGUGUAUGGUUCAGUGCAUGGACCAACGCGUUGAAUGUAUACAAAGAGAAAUCUGAUUAUGAAAUGUUGAAAUUUAGCAGUUCUUGCUCUGAUCAUCCGCGAAAGUAUUUUCAUCUAUUAUUUAUUCAAAGGUCAUCUCAAACGAUGAUCACCGAUUUUGAAACAUCAACACGGAAAAAAGAGCACUCCUAUGCUUUAAUUGCAGAUAUUUAUCUUUCUAUGCUUGCCAUGCAAGCAAAGAAUCCUACACUGCUUAAAGAUAUAUUGGAUUUACCUAACUUAAAUAGUAUAAAAAACAGCCGAAUCAGUACGAUUGCAACAUUAAUUGUCAUUAUUAAUAAUGUGUAUUCCAAGAAUGAACUGGACAUGAAAUUUAUUACGUCUUUUUAG
Molecule: messenger RNA, 2191 nt
Organism: Formica exsecta
Lineage: Eukaryota; Metazoa; Arthropoda; Insecta; Hymenoptera; Formicidae
Product: aminopeptidase N-like
Exons: 10
Biological process (GO): proteolysis; peptide catabolic process
Cellular component (GO): cytoplasm
Molecular function (GO): zinc ion binding; metalloaminopeptidase activity; peptide binding
Source: RefSeq, a predicted model, not a curated record